AAUUACGGCGUUCUCGCUUCUGACAUCUUUUUUUUUUUUGUCACCUCUUGGGGGAACUCGAGUUUUUUGGGGGGUUUUUUUUCGUUUUUUUUAAAGUCGCCUCUAGAAAGGAUGUCUCAGAGUGGUGUUCACGAUUUAAAAGAAGUGGAGGUCGAGUACAGUCCAUGGGACGAAGCAGCAAAAAUUAUCCAGCGGGCCUGGAGAGGAUAUGUGUGCAAAGAAGUCUUCAGGCAUGUCCGGAAGAUGAUCAGCCAAUGCUAUCAGCAGGAUCCCAGGUCCCUUCUCCGAACCGUCAAUCCUCGAGAGGCAGAGCUGCUCGAUCCUGCGGCAGGCGUGUACAUCCGAUUUCGACUAGGAGGGGUCAGUUUUCCUCCUCAGGUCUACUACAAGAUCUUCACCUACCGGCCCAUUGUGGAUAUAUGCGCAAGCAGCCCAAAGGACUACAAUCAGCUCCAGCGCAUGAAGUAUUUGAGUGAAGAGAGGGAUCCGACUCUGCAAACGACGGACAGAACGGGCUGGUACCAGCGUGUGGAGAACAACAACUGGAGGCUCUUCUGUUGCAAAGCCAUUACCAAGGAAGAACCCAUAGACUGUUUUGUCACCAAAAAAAUGGACUUUCAUCCGUCGAAGUUGCAGCGGAUACAGGAUGUGAGGAAAUGGAAGAAAAGGAGGAAGAUUGAGUGGCUGAAGCGGAUGUACAAGGAGGGUCAAGAGGAGGAGCAGGCUCUACAGGAGACUCUGGAGGAGCAGUCCGAUCAGUCUGACUUGCUCACAAUAGAGAAGAAAACGGCAAAGGACAUAAUGCAGUCUAUCGAAGACAAAGGAGAAGAUGAAAUACUGGACUGGGAGCUGGACGAACUGUUGGCCUGGACAAGCAGCCUCAACUUUGAGGAGUACAUGGAAGAGUGGAAAAACCAGGCCUGCAGUCACACGUCCGAGCCGAACAAAGAUCGUCCAACAUAACGAUGGUGAAUCUGACUCACUUGGGAGCUCCAGUAACUUAGGUCAAACAGAAUAAAACUAAGAAUGGCAACUGG
Molecule: messenger RNA, 1037 nt
Organism: Xiphophorus maculatus (southern platyfish)
Lineage: Eukaryota; Metazoa; Chordata; Actinopteri; Cyprinodontiformes; Poeciliidae
Exons: 9
Coding region: 112-963 (283 amino acids)
Molecular function (GO): protein binding
Source: RefSeq, a predicted model, not a curated record